Cryptomeria japonica (Japanese cedar) is the source of this 1419-nucleotide messenger RNA. RefSeq lists its product as uncharacterized. The record is from RefSeq and is a predicted model, not a curated record. Lineage: Eukaryota; Viridiplantae; Streptophyta; Pinopsida; Cupressales; Cupressaceae. The transcript has 8 exons. Gene Ontology annotation, molecular function: catalytic activity; molybdenum ion binding; pyridoxal phosphate binding. Bases 226 to 1200 code for a protein of 324 amino acids.
GUGGGGUUUGAUUAGCGUUGAUCAACUUUCUGUGUUUGGAUUAACAAAGAUCAACACAAUUAUACAAAUGGAGGACGAAAGAGAUGAAAUUCAACCUUAGUCGAAACAAAACUAUAGCUAUCAACGUCACUUGCCGAGAAACUCGCAGAUAAAAUUUCAAGUGUCGCUCCUCCUUCCAGCCAUUCUUGGACACUUGAACACAACAAGAGUAGAGUUUGUAGUAGAAUGGAGAAAGCUACGGCGCUGCUCGGCUCUUUAUUUGGCAGAGGAGUAGCCGAGCAAGAUGCUGCCAAAGUGAAGGAAUUAUUUGUGUAUCCCAUUAAGGGUUGCCGAGGGAUUUCUGUGCCUUUCGCCUGCGUUUCCCCCACCGGGUUUAGAUGGGAUAGACAAUGGUUGAUAGUAAAUUCAAAGUGUCGAGCAUACACCCAAAGAGUGGAACCAAAACUUGCAUUAGUUCAAGUAUCCUUACCAAUGGAGGCUUUUACUGAGGAUUUCAAACCAAAAUCCGAUACAUUUAUGACUGUUAAGGCACCAGACAUGUAUCCUUUACAGAUUCCUCUUUUCCAGGAUACAUUUCAAAGGAUAGAUAAUAUUUCAGUGUGGGAAUGGUGUGGCUCAGCAUUUGAUCAGGGGGAAAAUGCAGCCAAUUGGUUUUCAACGUACCUCGGAAAGCCGAGUCGCUUAGUACGUUUUGAUACAGAGUCAGAGGUUAGGCCAAUAGAUGAAAAUUAUGCUCGUGGUUAUAAAACCAUGUUUUCUGAUGAGUAUCCAUUUCUUAUGAUUUCUCAGAGCUCAUUAGAUACUUUGAACAAGCACCUGACAGAAUCUCUUCCCAUCAACCGCUUCAGGCCCAACAUAUUCGUAGAGGGUUGUGAACCAUUUGCUGAAGAUCUGUGGCAGACCUUGAGAAUAAAUGGGCUGACAUUUCAUGGCGUCAAGCUUUGUGCUCGCUGCAAGGUGCCUACUUUGAAUCAAGAAACAGGAAUUGCAGAAAAAGAACCCACUGAAACCUUAUCGAAAUUUCGAUCAGGAGAAAUCUUGUUUUCAGGGAAGAAAGCUAGAGGAAAGGUUUUCUUUGGACAGAAUCUGAUCUGUGAGGAAUCACUGAAUCCUAAAGCUUGUUUAGGAAAAGUAAUAAGAGUGGGUGAUAUGGUGCAUGUUGUCAAGAAAAUUAACUCUUCUGCUGAAGCAGCUACAUGAAUAUAGUCAUACUUCAUAGCUGGUAGUAUUUUGGGUGACUAUAUAUUUAAAUAAAAUGGUGCAAGGAGGUAAAUAGAAUUCAGACGUUCAAGGGGUUAAACUUAAUUGGUUAACUAUAGGGACAUCUGAAGUGUAAUUCUAAGUUGUGACUCUUUGUCUUCUAUAAUUAGCUUUUAAUGUGGAUAUGGUUUCUAAAUAAAGUGGGUUUCUAAGUGGUAA